This is a messenger RNA of Physella acuta, 1872 nucleotides long. RefSeq lists its product as uncharacterized. Gene Ontology annotation, molecular function: protein binding. The record is from RefSeq and is a predicted model, not a curated record. NCBI's taxonomy places the organism in Eukaryota, Metazoa, Mollusca, Gastropoda, Physidae.
AUGGACAAACAAGAGGUUUGUUUCCAGAUCGUCCAGAGUCUGGAGAAUGUGUGGAGUGAAAACAUUUUAUUUGACUUCGCUGUGAAAGUUCAAGAUGAAACAAUCCAAUGCCAUCGUCUCAUCCUAGCGGCGUGUUCGGAAUUUUUCAAGGCGCUGUUCAGAUCUGGUAUGAAAGAAGUCACAGAGAACUGUGUAGUCCUAAAAGAUGUUUCAUGUGAAGUUUUCCGCUUAAUCAUCAACACUAUGUACACAGGGACAAGUCUGUUAACCUUAGACAAUUUUAUUGAAGUGUGGCAAGCGGCACAUAUGCUACAGGUUAAAGUUAUGGUUAAUGUUUGUGAGGAGUUUGCUAUCAGAUUAUGUUCAUUGGACACCUGGGAAAACAUUUAUCUACAUGCUAAACUUUUCUGUUCAGUAAAAGUGCUCGAUAAGCUCCAUACAUUCAUGAUAAAAAACUUUGAAGAAAUUAGACAAUCGACAACAUUUUUACAGCUAUCUUUCAAGGAAGUUCAAGAUUUGAUUAAAAGCCAAGAUCUCGUUGUCAGUAAAGAAGAUUUAGUUCUUGAAUCUGUGAUACAGUGGGUUGAAUAUGUUGACGGAAAUCAGCUAAAUCAUAAUUUAAAUGAGGAUCAUAACCAUACAAUCAGCUGUAAUGACGUAAAGACAGAUAUCAGUUUAUCCAUUGAUGAAGCGAAGGAAAUUAAAGAAAGUGAGGAUGGACUUCAUCGUAAUAAUUGCUUACAGAAUUCAAAUAAGACUGAAAUUACAGCAGUGCAAGAAGUAACUACUACUCAUUCAACUAAUACUGUAAAGUCUUCUAGAAAAGUUAAACUUAAAGAACUGUUAAUGGAAGUCAGAACCUGCCUGGUUAGUCAUGCUGCUUUAUAUCGAGUUCUUAAGUUGAGACUGUUUUCUGAAGAUGAAAAUUCGAGAGAAUUGAUUCUGAACGGCAUGUCACAUCAUGUCCAAGAGUUUAGACACGGUCAGUGGUCGUCAUCGGCUUUACACAGAUCUUGUAGUGGUUACAUAAAUGCUGGUGUUAAUGCAUAUGGUGGUGGGAUUUUUGAAAUAAUAACUGCUGACAAAGAGCAACAGUUUAAUAUUACAAAAUGUAGAUAUUUGAAAGAAAACAUUCAACUCGUCACGUUUGAUGGUGAACUUUAUGCUACAGGUAAAGAAGUAGGAAACUCUCCAGGUCGAAUGUUUGUCUUCUGUGGCAAAAACUGGAAGGAAGUCAUGGAAAUGCCAAGUCACAAUUUGUUAUUAGUUUCACACGGAGACUUUAUCUACAUCAUAAACAAAGACGAUAAAGUUUUAUAUAACAUCAACCCAAAAGAGAGGGAACCGAAUUUAGAAAAAAUUACAGAUUUUCUUUCAAAUGAUACUGAAGUAAAUUAUGCAAUGGUUCUUGAAAAUUUGUUUCUUUUAUUUUGCUCUGAAUCUGUCAACGGUAUAGAAAAAACGGCCGUCCAUAAAUAUGAGAUGUUGUCUAAAGUUUGGACCAGAUUAGACAAUCUUGAUGGACCAUCCGAACAGCUGAUUAGUUUUAAAAAUGACAAACACAACUACAUUUUACAGACAAAUGGCAGUUUGUGGCUGCUAGAAAAGUUAUCUGGCAAUGGUAGUAUUGAAUUUAAAUUUCUAGACAAACUUUGGAAUUUUAGAAAGAAGCUCUAUGGAGCGUUAACGUUUCAAAGUAAACUAAUAAUUUUGGGAAACAACCCCAACAAUGAUCCACAUAAUGAAAAACAACUGCCUUUGCUUUCUGAGCACUUUACGGAAAUAUCCCACUGGGAAAAUGACUUUUGCAGUUCAAAUUUUAUUCCCAUCACCAUAAGAAAGAAUGAUUUAGUUCCGAUAAAAAAGGUCUAG